This is a messenger RNA of Lontra canadensis (Northern American river otter), 763 nucleotides long. RefSeq names its product sorting nexin 3 (gene SNX3). Gene Ontology annotation, molecular function: phosphatidylinositol-3-phosphate binding. Gene Ontology annotation, cellular component: early endosome membrane; retromer complex. Gene Ontology annotation, biological process: late endosome to Golgi transport; endocytic recycling. The transcript has 4 exons. The record is from RefSeq and is a predicted model, not a curated record. Lineage: Eukaryota; Metazoa; Chordata; Mammalia; Carnivora; Mustelidae. The coding region runs from base 249 to 737 and encodes 162 amino acids.
UGGGCCUCCCCGGCCCAGGGCGCGGCGUCCUGGCAAGUCAGCUGUUUCUCGCCGGGGCACAAGAGGCGGAAGCCGGAGAGACGCAGGGAGGAGCUUCGCGUGCGGGGUGAACGCCCGUCCUACGUGCUCGUUCGCUUCGCGACCGCUGUGCGCGAGCCCGGUGUCCCCGCGGCGGGCAGCAGCGGCGGCGUCGGUGGAACGCGGAGGGGGCGGAGGGAGUCCGCGGCGGCGGCGGCUGCAGUAGAGAAAUGGCGGAGACCGUGGCGGACACCCGGAGGCUGAUCACCAAGCCGCAGAACCUGAAUGAUGCCUAUGGGCCCCCCAGCAACUUCCUCGAGAUCGAUGUGAGCAACCCUCAGACGGUGGGGGUCGGCCGGGGCCGCUUCACCACCUACGAAAUCAGGGUCAAGACAAAUUUGCCUAUUUUCAAGCUGAAGGAAUCUACCGUUAGAAGAAGAUACAGUGACUUUGAAUGGCUGCGAAGUGAAUUAGAAAGAGAGAGCAAGGUUGUAGUUCCCCCGCUCCCUGGAAAAGCGUUUUUGCGUCAGCUUCCUUUUAGAGGAGAUGAUGGAAUAUUUGAUGAUAAUUUUAUUGAAGAAAGGAAGCAAGGACUGGAGCAGUUUAUAAACAAGGUCGCUGGUCAUCCUCUGGCACAGAAUGAACGUUGUCUUCACAUGUUUUUACAGGAUGAAAUUAUAGAUAAAAGCUAUACUCCAUCUAAAAUAAGACAUGCCUGAAAUUUGGUGAGAAGGGGCAAAAAAAA